This is a messenger RNA of Stegastes partitus (bicolor damselfish), 17250 nucleotides long. It is a transcript of the gene zfhx3b, whose product is annotated as zinc finger homeobox 3b. Gene Ontology annotation, cellular component: nucleus. Lineage: Eukaryota; Metazoa; Chordata; Actinopteri; Pomacentridae. The transcript has 11 exons. Bases 414 to 12107 code for a protein of 3897 amino acids. Gene Ontology annotation, biological process: regulation of transcription by RNA polymerase II; regulation of neuron differentiation. Gene Ontology annotation, molecular function: zinc ion binding; DNA-binding transcription factor activity, RNA polymerase II-specific; RNA polymerase II cis-regulatory region sequence-specific DNA binding. The record is from RefSeq and is a predicted model, not a curated record.
CCUUCGUGCCUGUGUAAUGAAGCACAUGCGCACUGAAUUAAUCACAGCCAUUUUUUGCAGGAAACUAAUUAGCAGGAAUAAAGAUCCAAAGAGUUUUUUCUUUUCAAUCAUCAGAUCUCACUUUCACCUCUUCCUCGCUCCCUCUAACACAAGACUCAUCGCCUGCUUUGCAUCCAAAUUAUUUUUAUAUUGCCUUUAACAACUAAUAGUACCUACUUCGGUCUCUCUUUUUUUUUACACUCCGCAACAACAAUGAUCUUUCUUUUGCCACCCUAAGCGCAAACUGACCAAAAGGGGACUGCCUUGAUGGGAUCUUUAGCUAAAUCAUCUCAAUACUGGAUUAAAAAGCGAGGAUCACAAAGCGGCAGCGAGAAAUUGCCUGGAUGCGAUGAACGCCUCAUGUAGGCAUCAGCAUGGACAGCUGUGAGUCUCCCGUGGUUUCUGGGACAGACGAUGGGCUCGGCUCCUCCCAGCAGCAGCAACCACCACAGCCCUGGAACGAUCACUCUAGCUCACAGGUCACUUGCACCAACCAGGCCCCUUCCCUGGACCCCCUGUCUCUCUCUGCUCCCUACCCUUCUCAACCCCAAAACUCCAUUGCACCUCAUGACGGGGUGAGAGAACUACAGCCCCAGCAGCAGCAGCCAAAACAGACGUCACCCCAGGCCCACCGUGAUAGCUCUGCCACAGGCCAGCUGCAUCCCAGAGGAGAGGGUCCUGAGGAGGAAGAGCAAGAGGGAGUGAGCUGUGGAGAAGAGGAAGAAUCUGAGGACUUAGAUGAAAUGGAGAUUGACAGCUGUUUCCCAAGUCUUCAACCCUUCCCCGGGGUGCCAAUAGCUUCAGGGGGAGGGGGCAUGCCCACUCUUCUGCGACAUCAACCCACACAACAGCAGGGACCACCUGAGAGUGGGAGUGAGGAAGGAGAGGAUGAAGAGGAAGAGGAGAGCAGUGAUGUGGAGAACCUGGCUGGAGAGAUAGUCUACCAGCCAGACGGCUCAGCCUACAUCGUGGAGAGCCUCAGUCAGUUGAUCCAAAGUAGUGGAGGCAUGGUACCCGGCCUGCUUCCCACAAACUCUCUCACAAGUGAGGGGAAACCGGGGGAACCUGCCGGGACUUCGUCCUCGGUCUAUCCACAGAUCAUCAACACGUUCCACAUAGCCUCGUCCUUUGGGAAGUGGUUCGGAAAUUCAGACCAAGGUUUUCCCAAUACCUCAACAAUGACAGGCCUCAGCCCUGUCCUGCACAGUUUCCGUGUCUUCGAUGUGCGGCACAAAAGCAACAAGGAUUACCUGAACAGCGAUGGGUCUGCCAAGAAGUCCUGUGUAUCCAAAGAUGUUCCCAACAACGUGGAUUUCUCCAAAUUUGAUGGGCUUGCCCUAUAUGGCAAGGGCAAGCCCAUUCUCAUGUGUUUUCUCUGCAAGCUGUCCUUUGGCUAUGCCCGUUCCUUUGCCACUCAUGCCGUCCAUGAUCACCGCAUGACACUGUGUGAGGACGAGCGGCGGCUGCUGGGGGACAAGCAUGCAUCUGCCAUCAUCCAGGGCAUUGGGAAGGACAAAGAGCCCCUCAUUAGUUUCCUGGAACCAAAAAAUAAGAGCACUCCUUUGCCACCUACCCUGCUCCCCAUUAACUCUGGACAGAGCUUCUAUGGCACAUUUAGUGGUGUCCAUCUGGAGCCUGGAAGCAGCAGCAGGGGCAGUGAGACCCUCCUGAACAAAGACUCUGACUCUGGCCUCCAGCAACAGCAGCAGCAGCAACAAACCCCACUGGGCUCAGUCCUCUCUCUUGGAGGGCUGAGCAUUCCCAAAGCAUCCACUCUUACCUCAUCCCCAGGCUCUGCCAAAGACUCCAGUACCCUGCCCAAACAGGGAGGGAGAACAGAGGAGCCUACUGGGAAAGAGUUGGCAUGUAAGGGAGUGGAUGGGAACACUGAGGGACAUGAAAGCAAGACGCACCUAUCCAGCCAGAUGGGGGGCUCUGAAGAAGAGGACGAACUGUUAUUAGGGGAGGAAGAAGACGAGGUGGAGGCAGAAAGCACUGCAGUGGCCUGUGGUGGUAACAGUAGCAGCGGCGGGGGUGAAGCGGGGGAACCAGCUGUCUCAAACCAAAGCAUUUCCAAAUCUCCUUUAUUAAUGCCUAGUAGCACUCUCCAGCCUUCUGCCUGCACCUCUGCAGUCAGUUCCACACUCAACAGCAAAGCCCUUGCUUCCAUUUCCUCCUCUGUCAAGGAAGAGGGUUCAGCUGCAGACGGUGGGGGGAGGACCUCAGAGCUCCCUCUGAGCUUUAACUGCCAGGGACCCACAGUUCCCAUGGCAAUGGCGGCAGCUGCCGUCAGAAGGAGCGAGGAUGACACUGCUGGCACUUCCUCCUCGCCUCUGUCCUCCAAUGCUGCUGCUGAUGAAAGUGCCAAUCGAGAUAGUGCCACAGCUCCAGAACCAAAUGAUUGCCCGGCAGAGGGAGAGGAGGAAAAUGGAGCCCUUCUGCAUCAUCACCACAUGCACCACCACCAUCAUCAUCACCUCCACCCUACAUCUCAUGGCCACUCCCUCGCCCUCCCAGGGGGCUCCUGUGACAUAACGGGAAUUGGUGAGUGUUCACAGAACCAUGGGCCUGGUGGCGGCGGAGGAAGUGGGGUUGAAUGCCCCAAAUGUGACACCGUUCUGGGUUCCUCACGCUCCUUGGGUGGGCACAUGACCAUGAUGCAUUCACGCAACUCAUGCAAGACACUUAAGUGUCCCAAAUGCAACUGGCAUUACAAGUACCAGCAGACGUUGGAGGCCCACAUGAAAGAGAAGCACCCAGACUCUGGAGGCUCCUGUGUCUAUUGCAGCAGUGGUCAGAGUCACCCUCGCCUAGCUCGCGGGGAAAGCUAUACCUGUGGAUACAAGCCCUUCCGGUGUGAGGUGUGUAACUACUCCACCACCACAAAGGGCAACCUAAGCAUCCACAUGCAGUCAGACAAGCACCUGAACAACAUGCAGACACUGCAGAACGGAGGCACCAUUGGCUCUGCGCAGGAGCAGGUGUUUGGACAUACCCCUGGAGGAGUGGUGGCUGUCCCCUCAGUCACCCAGGCCAGUAGCCACCACCCUCCCCACCAUCACCCCACACAGUCCUCCACCCACAUGUCCGGACCGUGUGGGGCGCCCUCCCCAACCAAGCCGAAGAGCAAACCUACUUGGCGGUGUGAGGUGUGUGACUACGAGACCAAUGUGGCGCGGAACCUGCGUAUCCACAUGACCAGCGAGAAGCACAUGCACAACAUGAUGCUGCUCCAGCAGAACGUGACCCAGAUGCAGCACGGACGACUUGGCUUGGGGGCCAUGCCUUCACCGUCCGAGGCUGAGCUCUACCAAUACUACCUGACGCAGAACAUGAGCCUUCCACCAGGCCUAAAGAUUGACCCAGCUGGAGCUGAGGCCCAGUUCUUGAUGGGGAGCUUUCACCUGGAUCCCAACAUGGCCGCCCUGGCCCCUGCACUUGUAGGUGGGGAAAUCCCUAUGGACGUGCGGCUGGGCGGCGGGCAGUUGGUGUCCGAAGAACUUAUGACCCUGGGAGAGAGUCUAUCACAAACCACAGAUCCCUCCCUCAAGCUCUUUCAGUGCGCCGUGUGCAACCGCUUCACCACUGACAACCUGGAUGUGCUUGGCAUGCAUAUGGGAGCUGAACGCAGCCUACCAGAGGAGGAGUGGCGCGCUGUGGUGGGGGACUCUCAUCAGUGCAAGUUGUGCCACUACACCACUCAGCUCAAGGCCAACUUCCAGCUGCACUGCAAAACAGACAAGCACGUGCAAAAGUACCAGCUUGUGGCCCACAUCAAAGAAGGGGGCAAAGGCAACGAGUGGCGCCUGAAAUGUGUGGCCAUCGGCAAUCCAGUGCACCUGAAGUGCAAUGCCUGUGACUACUACACCAACAGCCUGGAGAAGCUGAGGAUGCACACUGUCAAUUCCCGCCAUGAGGCUAGCCUCAAACUGUACAAGCACCUGCAGCAGCACGAAAACGCGGUGGAGGGUGAUGCCUGCUACUACCACUGUGUGCUGUGCAACUACUCGACCAAGGCCAAGCUCAACCUGAUCCAGCAUGUGCGCUCCAUGAAGCACCAACGCAGCGAGAGCCUCAGGAAGCUUCAGCGCUUGCAGAAAGGCCUGCCGGAGGAGGAGGAGGACCUCAGCUCCAUCUUCACCAUUCGCAAAUGCCCUUCUUCGGAUACAGGAGAGCUGAGCGAGGAUGUGGAGGCUGCUAGUGAGACCACCACAGACCAGGAGGACCAAACCAAAGACAGAGAAAGUGGGGGGGAGAAGGAGCUCACCAAAGGGACAGCUUUGUCCGGCCACUUGGAACGGCACCAGUCAGAUUCCCCGAUCCCUUCCAAGAGGCCCUCUUCGCGGUCGGAGACCUCCGAGAGCCCGCUGUCCUCGAAGCGUCCCAGGACGGCUGAGAAGGGCGCCGCGGAGCAGAUGUACCAGUGCCCCUACUGCAAGUUCACCAACACGGACCUGAAUCGCCUCAGAAUGCACGUGAUGACGCAGCACUCUGUCCAGCCCAUGUUACGCUGCCCGCUAUGCCAGGACAUGCUCAACAACAAGAUCCACCUGCAGUUCCACCUCACACACCUCCACAGUGUGGCUCCUGACUGUGUCGACAAGCUCAUUGCGACAGUGACAGCAACUGAAGUACUACCAGCAAGCAUGUUCAUACCUGUACCGAGUCCAGACAGAGAGUCGCAGAGCACCCCUCAUCCUACAGCCAACUCCAACUCGGAGGACACAAAGAGGCCAGCUGAUGCAUCAGAUGCUGAUCCAGAGAAAGGGGUGUCUCUCCCUACGGAACCAGCUGAAGCUCGCAAGUCACCUCUGGAAGAUCAACAGUCGGAGAGGGAUGACGCUACAGGAUUCCUGUGCUGGAAGAAAGGCUGUAAUCAAGUGUUCAAGUCAUCAAACUCCCUCCAAAUGCACUUCAAUGAAGUUCACAACAAGAGGCCCCAGUUGCCUGUUUCAGAUCGCCACGUCUACAAGUAUCGCUGUAACCAGUGCAGCCUGGCCUUCAAGACUGUGGAGAAAUUACAACUCCAUUCACAGUACCACGUGAUCAGGGCUGCCACCAUGUGCUGCCUCUGCCAGCGGAGCUUCAGGACACUACAGGCCUUGAAGAAGCAUUUAGAAACCAGCCACCUGGAGCUGAGUGAAGCUGAUAUCCAGCAGCUGUAUGGGGGAUUACUGAUGAAUGGUGACAUUAUGGUCAUGGCUGAUCCAUCCCUUGGUGAGGAGCAUGGAAGUCUGGGAGAAGAUGACAAAGAGGGAGAUGAAAGUGAUCCAGAGGAGAAACAAAGCCCAACAGGCAGCGACUCUGGUUCGCUGCAGGAAGAUUCUGGAUCUGAACCUAAACGAGCUUUGCCAUUUAGAAAGGGCCCCAACUUUACAAUGGAGAAGUUCUUGGAUCCAUCUCGUCCCUUCAAGUGCACUGUAUGUAAGGAGUCUUUCACACAGAAGAACAUUCUUCUGGUUCAUUAUAACUCUGUCUCCCACCUGCACAAGGUGAAGAGGGCUCUUCAGGAAUCCACCACUGGUCAGCCUGAGCCUACCAGCAGCCCUGACAACAAGCCAUUCAAGUGCAGCACUUGUAAUGUGGCAUAUAGCCAGAGUUCUACACUGGAAAUCCACAUGCGCUCUGUUCUACAUCAGACCAAAGCCAGAGCAGCCAAACUUGAAGCAGCAGGAGGAAUCACUAGCUCUACAAGUGCUACUGGUUUAAGUGGUGGAGGGUCCAGCAUAAGCACUUCAACAUCUAGUCCAACCCCAGCCAGCAACUCAACUAGUAGCUCUACUAACCACAGUUCUUCUGGGUCUCAAGCAGCCCAGAAUAUUCUUGGAGGAAACCACAUGAACCAGAGUCAUGGCAUGGAAGGGCUGGGGAAUUCUUCAGUGAGCUCCCAUUCUUCACCAUCUGAGAAUCAUGAAGUAAAAAAGUCCAAAUUUAGCGAUAUUCUCUCUGCUCGGGGGCAACAACAGCAGCUCCAGCAACAACAGCAAUUGGCUCAGGCUCAAGCCCAAGCUCAAGCCCAGCUUCAGCAAGAGCUCCAGCAGCAGGCUGCUCUUUUACAAUCACAGCUAUUCAAUCCAGCACUUCUGCAGCACUUCCCAAUGACAACUGAUGCACUUCUCCCCCUGCAACAGCAGCAGUUGCUGUUUCCUUUCUACAUUCCUGGAGCGGAAUUUCAGCUGAACCCAGAGAUCAGUAUCAGCAACUCAGCACUCGGCCUAGCAGGAUCCUCCACCUCCUCGCUCCUGGAAGAUCUAAAAAACUCAGCCCAGCAGGCCCAGCAGAGUUGCUUGCAGCAGCAGUUGAUGCACCACCACCUUCAGCAGCAACACCAACAGCAGCAGCAGCAGCAGCAGCAACAGCAGCAGCAACAGCAGCAGUCUCACUCACAGGUUCAGAGUCAGAUGGCGUUGCUGCAACAGAGUGCAUCGCUCCUUCAGCAGGCUGAAAAAAAGCAGAAAUCUUCCUCCUCUCAGAAUGAGAAAGAACGAGAAAUACAAAGAGAGAAGGAUUUAGGUGAAAAAAACGAGGACUAUAUAAACAAAGAUCCUACAGACACCAAGGCGAAAGAAAAAAAGGACAUUCAGCAUAUUUCAAUAAACAUAAACCAUGAUACUGGCUUGCCUCCACCAAGGAUUGCUUCAGAUGCUCGAGGAAACGCAACCAAAGCCCUGCUGGAAAACUUUGGGUUUGAGUUAGUAAUUCAGUACAAUGAAAAUAAACAGAAAGCUCAGAAAAAGACAGCUGGACCUGCUGGAUCAAGUGGUCCAGGUGGAAUAACAAGAGUGGUGGACCCCAUUGAGGGAUUAGAGAAACUGGAAUGUGAAGCCUGUGGCAAGCUGUUUUCAAACAUACUGAUUCUAAAGAGUCACCAGGAGCAUAUCCACCAGGCCUUCUUUCCAUUUCGAUCCCUUGAGAGAUUUGCCAAGGAAUACAGAGAGCAUUAUGAUAAACUCUAUCCACUGAGACCUCCUACACCAGAGGCUGCUCCGGCUCCUCCACCGCCUCCUCCUCCACCUCCACCGCCUCCUCCGCCCCAAAGAGCUCCCACACCAAAUAUUCCUGUCUCUGCUGCCUCACUCACGCCUCCAACUGUACCUCCACCACAGCCACCAGUUCAAAUGACACAAAUACCCAUGCCGAUGGAUUUGCCCCUGUUCUCGCCGCUCAUGAUGCAGCCCAUGUCUCUCCAGUCGUUGCCCACUCAGCUGCCUCCCCAGUUACCAUCCGUUGAGCCAAGCUUGGCAUCGGACCUGGCCCAGCUCUAUCAACAGCAACUUACACCAGCCAUGCUACAGCAGCAGCAGAACAAAAGGCCACGGACGCGCAUCACGGACGACCAGCUGAGGGUCCUGCGACAGUACUUUGACAUCAACAAUUCACCGAAUGAGGAGCAGAUCAAAGAGAUGGCCGACAAGUCAGGGCUGCCACAGAAAGUCAUAAAGCACUGGUUCAGAAACACCCUUUUCAAAGAACGGCAGCGCAAUAAAGACUCGCCGUACAACUUCAAUAAUCCGCCAACAACAACUCUAGAGGACACCAAAGUCGAUUCCAAGCCUCCUUCACCUGAGCCUCAGAGACAAGAACUGUAUGGAAGUAAGAGAUCAUCCAGAACUAGGUUUACUGACUACCAGCUACGAGUUCUGCAGGAUUUCUUUGACGCCAAUGCUUAUCCUAAAGAUGAUGAAUUCGAACAGCUCUCCAAUCUCUUGAGCCUCCCCACCCGCGUCAUUGUCGUGUGGUUUCAAAAUGCUCGCCAGAAGGCAAGGAAGAAUUAUGAAAACCAGGGUGAAGGAGGAAAAGAGGGCGAAAGGCGAGAACUGUCAAAUGACCGAUACAUACGCACAUCAAAUCUGAACUACCAGUGCAAGAAAUGUAGUCUGGUUUUCCAGCGUAUCUUUGAUCUAAUAAAACACCAAAAGAAGCUGUGUUACAAAGAUGAAGAUGAGGAAGGACAGUAUGACAGCCAAAAUGAGGAUUCACUGGAUCUUUCCCAUGAAUGUUAUACUCCCUCUGGGUCUUCCUGUCACACUCCAAUGCCCUCCUCUUCAAGUCUCUGCCCGCUUCCACCCUCGACUUCAGCAUUCUCGCACCUCCCAUCCGCUGAGAAAGAGGAGGCAUCACCAGCAACCAGCUCAAACCUCUACGACGAGAAGCCCAAGCAGUUACCUGAAAUCUCCGCCGAUCUACGAGAAAACCAAACCUCCAUUAAGCAGGAAAUUGUGCACCAACCCCAGUCUGAGGCGCAACAUCAUAGACCUCAGAGAGACGAGAAGAUUCAAAAGUCCAUCAAGCACUCCUCUCCCUCCUUCUCUCAGCAACAACAGCAGUGCGGUCCCUCGGCCUCCCAGACAAGUCAGGCCUCGUCGCAAAGCGCUCACAUGACCCUCAACCAACACCUGACCUCUGCCACACAACAACUGGCACAACAGAUGAUCCCAUACCAGUGUGAGCAGUGCAAGAUUGGCUUCCCCUCCUUUGAGCACUGGCAGGAACACCAGCAAUUACACUUCCUUUCUGUGCAAAAUCAAUUCAUCCACCCCCAGUUCCUUGACCGUCCAAUUGACAUGCCAUUCAUGCUAUUUGAUCCCAGCAAUCCUCUUCUGGCAAGUCAGCUACUCUCUGGGGCAAUGCCACAGAUUCCCAGCAGCUCUGCCACUUCUCCGUCCACCCCGACCUCCACCAUGAACUCCCUGAAGAGGAAGUUAGAGGAGAAAGCUAGCACUAGCCCAGGAGAGAACGACAGCACAAACAGUGGAGAGGAACCGCAGAGAGACAAGCGGCUCAGAACCACCAUCACACCUGAGCAGCUAGAGAUCCUCUACCAGAAGUAUUUAUUAGAUUCAAAUCCUACACGUAAAAUGCUUGACCACAUCGCUCAUGAGGUGGGAUUAAAAAAGAGAGUAGUGCAGGUGUGGUUUCAGAAUACGAGAGCUAGAGAGAGAAAAGGCCAGUUUAGGGCCGUGGGGCCGGCUCAAGCUCAUCGUAGGUGCCCUUUCUGUCGAGCUCUUUUUAAAGCAAAAACUGCCCUUGAGGCCCACAUUCGUUCACGUCACUGGCAUGAAGCCAAGCGUGCUGGAUAUAAUUUAACUCUCACUGGUAUGCUACCUGACCAGGAGACCAUGCAAAUAAAAAUUGAUGCUCUAGAGACAUCAGGUUACUCCCAACUAGCCCCCAUUACAAACAGCGAUGGACAAAGUUCCUCCAUGUCACCAGUGAACAAAGGUUUGGAUCUUUCUCCCAGGGGUCUACUGAGCCCUUCAUCCAUCAAAGUUGAAGGAAUGGAAGAUUUUGAGACUGCAACUAUGUCCUCUGUGAACCUGAGCUUUGAUCAGAGCAAACUUGAUAAUGACGACUGCUCCUCUGUGAAUACAGCCAUCACGGACACAACCACAGGUGAUGAGGCUAAUGCUGAUAAUGACAGUGCUGAUGCAAAGCACAACCAAAAUAGUGGUGAUUACCUGUCUAAGUCUGGAGGCUCAGCCCCCAUCCUUGAAAAUGACGACCAGAUGUCCUCAGGGCUAGUAAGCCCUGCAACAAGCUAUUAUGCUAAGGACUAUGAAAACGAAAAUAUGAUUGACCACAGCGAGACAUCCAGCCUGGCUGACCCCUGCUCGCCAAGCCCUGGUGCCUCAGGCAGCAGGAGCAUUGACAGUGGAGAUCGACCUGGCCAAAAGCGCUUCCGAACCCAGAUGACGAACCUCCAGCUGAAAGUGUUGAAAUCUUGUUUUAAUGACUACAGGACUCCCACUAUGCUGGAAUGUGAGGUGCUUGGCAAUGACAUUGGACUUCCAAAGAGAGUGGUUCAGGUGUGGUUUCAAAAUGCCCGUGCCAAGGAGAAAAAGGCAAAGCUCAACAUGGCCAAGCACUUCGGAAUAAAUCAGACAUCUUACGAGGGGCCGAAGACUGAAUGCACUUUGUGUGGUGUCAAGUACAGCGCUCGCCUCUCUGUUCGUGACCACAUCUUCUCCCAACAACACAUCUCUAAGGUCAAGGAUACCAUUGGCAGCCAGAUUGAUAAGGAGAAAGAAUACUUCGACCCAGCCACUGUCCGCCAGCUUAUGGCCCAGCAAGAGAUGGACCGCAUUAAGAAGGCCAAUGAAGUUUUAGGACUCGCACAGCAGCAGGCCAUGCAGCAGCAGGGGAUGUUUGAUAACCCUGCAAUGCAGGCUCUGAAUCUCCAGUCAGCCUAUCCAAAUCUGCAAGGCAUCCCACCUGUCCUUUUGCCAGGGGUUGGCAGCCCCUCUCUCUCCAGCUUUAACUCAUCUAAUUCAGCUUUAACUCCUCCAAAACCUUCAAACCUCCUGAACAUGCCUGGUGCCAGUGUUCCCUCACCUAGCCUCCCCACAUCUGGAUUGCCCAACAAGCCUCCCUCCUCAUCGUCUCUUGCUGCAUCCAGCCCAGCCCAGACCAACACCUCUGCUUCGCACUCAAGCCCCACCUCCACGUCCAACUCGACUCCCUCGACCACCCAGUCCAGCUCGCGACCUGACCCCCCCAAAGACCGUGACGCUGAGAGGGUAAGAGAGAAGGAGAAGGCCAAGGAAAAGACGGAGAAGCCUUCGACCCCAUCGUCAACUGGAAGCACCCCUGCCCCUUCCACUUCUGCUGCCAGCGCCAAGAAGGAGAAACCAGACACAGCUGUUCCUGCCACCUCCAUGCCCACACCUGGCAUGGAGUAUGUGGUAGACCCUGCCCAGCUUCAGGCCCUGCAGGCUGCUUUGGCGUCAGACCCCACAGCGCUCCUCACGAACCAGUUUCUACCCUACUUCAUGCCUGGCUUUUCCCCAUACUACACCCCACAGAUCCCCGGGGCUCUUCAAGGGGGCUACCUGCAGCCAAUGUACGGUAUGGAGAGUCUCUUCCCUUACAACCCAGCAUUGUCACAAGCACUGAUGGGCCUGUCUCCAGGGUCCCUACUGCAGCAUUACCAGCAAUAUCAGCAGAGCUUGCAGGAGGCACUACAGCAGCAGCAGCGGCAGCUUCAGCAGAUCCAGCAACCCAAGGCGAGCCAAACUCCAGUUCCCCCUCAAACCUUGGGGGAUCGCAAAGAUUCUGCCAAAGAUACGGUGAAAACAGAGGAGCAAAAGGGCAACCCCCAUAGUGAACCCCCCACUUCCUCCUCCUCUUCGUCCUCCUCUUCCUCCUCCUCUUCCUCCUCCUCCUCCUCUCAUAAUAAAGUACCCUCUGAGCAGAGCGAGAUGGAUGGCAAAGCUGUGGACCCCCAUCUAGACCAGUACAUCGUCCCCAAGGUGCAGUAUAAACUGGCAUGCCGCAAGUGUCAAGCUGUUUUCACCAAGGAAGAAGCGGCGAUAACCCAUCUUAAAUCUAACUGUUUUUUUGGUCAGUCUGUGGCAAACCUGCAAGAGAUGUUGCUGCGUGUCCCCGGUGGCGUAGGUGUAGGGGCUGGAAGUCUCUACGAUUGCCUGGCUUGUGACACUACGUUGGAUGGGGAGAAAGCACUCAGUCAACACCUGGAAUCGGCAUUGCACAAACACAGAACAAUCAAGCGAUCAGUCAGAAAUGCCAAAGAGCACGCUACUAGUUUAUUACCUCACUCUUCAGCCUGCUUCCCCAAUCCUAACACCGCAUCUACCUCGCAGUCUGCCACUCAUCCCAUCAGCAGCCCCCCUCCCCCGCCAACAACAUCAGCCACCAUGCCAUCCUCUGCUGUCUCCUCUUCCCUGUGCUCGUCCUCCUCCUCCUCCUCCUCUUCCUCCUCCUCCACGACCCCACUCAACACCACAGCUGCCGGCAAACCCUGGCCCCAGGCCCCCUUCUCCAGAGCUUUAGCUGUGAAGCCCAACGCUAGUCCCUCCUCUUCUUCCUCCUCUUUUCCUCCAGUGUCCUCACCUUCAACGGUUACCUCAAGUUCAUUGAGCACCUCAGGAGUUCAGACCUCGAUACCAACAGACGUCUUUACCGACGAGUCUGACUCUGACAGCAGUCAGAAGUCAGCAGACAGGCUGGGCAGGACGGCGGAGGAGCCGCAGCAGCCUGGCUUUGUCAAAGACAGUAAUAGUUGUAGUAGUAAUCUUGCUAGUGUAGGAACAGACUCCAUCAGAUUGUAAAAGAGCUUUCAGUGAUGGACAAUAUUUAAAAAACACUAAAAAAAAGACAAAAAAAAAUCACAAAUGGAAAAAAAAAAAAAACAUAAAAAGCAGCAAUGUUAAAAAUACAUUAAAAGUAUACAAACCAAUUUCAGAAAAAGAUGUGUAAAGACUAACUGCAAUUCCAAAGCUUGUAACCAAAAAUUUAAAUGUUAGUGGAUUGUUUUCCCAUAUCAACAUGCUGGUUUUCAUUUUGUAUUUUAUUUUUUUUUGUUUGUUUAUUUUUUUUGUUGUUGUUUUCUUUUUGUUUUACUCAACUGAAAUACAAGCAUACUAAUAUGUGAGAACAGAAAAGAUCGCUGCAGUUACGUUUUGGGUAAUGGUAGAGGAAUGCUGUACUGUAUGGCAAUGGACUGCCUCAAAGUUGACAAAUGGCCCAAGAACCCUUUUGAAGAAAUGCAAGUCAACAAGCUGUCCCUUUGUUUUCUAAUGAUUUCUACUUAAUAGCACAGUCACAAAAAGCCAGUAUGUACUGUAUGGGAGAAUAGUCUAUCAGUUUUCUUGCUAUUUAAGCAUUCAGAUACCAAUGGCUUGCAAAAGUAAAAGAAUAAUGUAAUGUCUAUUUUAUUCUCAGGUCAACAGCUCACAGAUAUUUUUCUGUUACAGAAAUCCAUGUUUUACGCCUUUUUGUUUCCAACAGGAGAUGAGCAUUACUUUUUUUUUUUUUUUUUCUUUCUGAACUUGAUUUAACAAUAGAAAGUUUUAAGUUGGAUGAAAUUUGAACAAGGCAUUGUUUCUGGGCAUUCAAAAAGGGUCAACGAUUUGCCGAUUUUAACAUUCAAAGUCCUUUUAAAGUGGGGAAAAUCACAAUUAUAUUAUACCCAGACAAGGAGAGCAUUGCAGACAUACUAAUGGGCGAUAAAAAGAGUUUUGAUUAAAAAAAAAGGAAAAAAAAAAAAUCAACCUUCUGUAUUUAUGAUAGAUAUGAGCAUUUUUGGUGUUAAGUAGAUUGUUGCAUUGGAAAUGAAUUUAAACAGUAUGGUAGGUUGAAAAAAACUUUGUGUACAUUUAGCUUUUGUAUUGUCCAAUUUUAUGACACUUCAUUUGAUGUUGUCUUGGUCAUUCCGAUAGUCUAGAUUAUGGACAGGUAAUUUAUCUAAACUUUAUUUCUGUCUUAUUCUCAACUUCUUGGGAAACAUUCACCCAAAUGCCCCUCCUGACAAGGCAGGAUCCUCUUUUAGAAUUAUUUAAAUUUUAUGCUUUGGUUUGGUGUUGCGCCGACCAAAAAUGGAAAAAGAUCCUGGGUGAAAUAUUGAAAAGUUUUAUUUUAUUUAAUUUUUGUGUUACCUUUGUGCACUUAUCACUGUCUGACUCCUAUUUCUCACUCUUCUUGUUCCUCUUCGCACUUAUUUUUCUCUGCUCUCCUGUGUUUGUAGAUAUGUAUACUACAAAGCAGGUCUUUUGUUCUUCAUGUAGUGUGGCUACAGUCUUUAUUUUCAUUUUGACAUUUUUGUUGUCAUAAAUGAAAAUGAAAAAAAGAAUACUAAUAAUAAUUCUCACGCUUUAAGACAAAAAGAAAAUCCAAAGACUAAACACUUUCACCAUUGGUGCAUAAAGAUGAGAAAAGAGGCUUCUUUAUACUUGAGAAUUUGUUGCUGUUUUUAGAGGAAAGAAAACAAAGUUUUAAAAGAUAAAGGAGUACGCAUCAGAGUUGCCGUUUCUGCUUCUUUGCAAGCAAACAGGUGGCUUUUUUACGUAAAUACCAAAAACCAAAAAGGGCCCUUGUCCUUGCAUUGUGGAGUAGCACCGUUACAGAGCCAUUGCAGUUUGUAAGAUAGAGGUUAUUAAUCUUUGUUUGACUUUUGUCACAUUCAAAUGUCCAUUUUUUUAAGAAAAUGUAUAAGGUCUGGUCUUCAAGGACAUACGUUUUGCUGCUAAUGUAGAAUUUUGAGAAAAAAAAAGAAAAAAAAAAAGAGUACCUAGAUGCAUGCUCAUUUUGCUUUUGGCUAAGCUUUAACUAAAACAAACAAUAAACCAAUUUCUUGCCUCUGCAACACCUUUUUUUUUUUUUUUUUUUUUUUCCUUCUUGUUGCAAAAACGGAACUUUGAAGACUGUGAAUAUAUGUUCCAAAGGACAUUUUGCCGAUUUUCUUUUUUUGAACAGACCAAUGUUUAAAGCCAAUGAUCUAUAACGUUUGUAAAGAACAGUGCAUUCCAAAUAUCACAAUGGAUUUUUCUUAAGCAAGGACUGAUCCUGUUUCAUUUGAUUGCUUUUAAUUGUCACAAUCUAUGUUUUUUUUCUCCUCAUUUUUAAAGUGACUGUAAACUGUUGUGUAAAUUUUUUGCGUCAUCGGUCGCCGAACAAAGCGACCUCCAUAUUGUCAUUUUGUGCUGGCAUGGAACAUUGCUGAGAAUCCCUCCAUCCAGUCAAGGUUGUUGCUCACUUGUUAAGCAAGUAAUAGUGGUUACCAAAAAAUGUAUAUAAUACAUCUGGUACUGAUGCGUCUCAUAGGUUUAGUAACGUUAUGCCAGUCAACCUACAACUAGUCUCAGAGGGAAAUAAUGGCUGUUUUGCUGUGGUGUCGUCGCCCCCUUUUUUCCUGGGAGGUCUACCAGUGACUUGUCGCAUGUGUCUGCAGGGUGCCACUUCCACACAUAGAUUACAGGUUUUUAAAAGGGACAUCUUCAUUCCAAAGCAUUAUUUCUGGAAAAAGUAGGAGGUUUUUUGAAGAUGUCCCUUGUUUUCAAAUAGUUAGGAUGCUUUCAUGUCCAAAGAAGUCGCCUACUUCAUUUUGUUGCAAUGAAAAUGGAUGUGCAUAGGUACAUACACACACACACACACACCUUCCCACUGAUGAUCUAAAAUUUUUAUUUUUUGAACCAAAACCAACGCAUAUUUAAAUUUGUGAAGAACUACUUCUUGGCCACCGUUGUACAGCCAAUAUAUUCGCCCUAUUGAAUCCGAGGCACAAUCUCAGAAGUGUUUAAAAAAAGAUAAAAGUGCUACGUCUUGCAGAGAAAUGUGAUUUGGUGUUAAAUACCAUAGCAUGCUGUUGGAAGUCAGUAGAUCUGGUCUGCAAGCUUGCUACUUCUCAAGUCCAGUUCCCUGAAAUACUGUUCAUAUGUACGUUCUUAUUUUGAGAAAUUCUUAAGUUGUACAGUUUUUUUUUCCUCAAAUAUGUUUGCUUUAUUUUAAUUUUCAGACAAUGUCGGACAUGUAUUGUUAUUUUCUUAUAAGUAUUUGUAUUUUUAUUUUAGUUCCUGUAUAUUACUUUUUAUCAUAAAUUAACACUAGCUUUAAUUUGAAUUGCUGAAAUUAAGAAACAAAAAAAAAACCUAUGACCUGGCCACUUUAUGGUGUGAUAAUAGUCUUUAUAUUCAUUGUCUCAAUGAUACCGUUUGCUCUCUUAUUUCCAAAGUGUAAUCCUUUGAGCUCUUCUGUGGGAGAUGGAGUUGAGGUCUCCACAUUAGAUACAGCCAGCAUGGACUGUGUAUGGGUUUGUAUGUUUGCGUGUGCGUGUGAGUGUUUCAUAAGAGCCAGCAUCAAUUCAACUUUUCUUUUUCUUCUUUUCCUCGUUUGCCUUUUUAUUUUCGUUAUAUGUUACACACCAAAACAACCUGAACCACAAAGCUGGAUUAUGAAUAUCGGGAAAUUUAGAAACAAAAUCCAAUUUGAAAGAUAACGACCAGAUGAUACCGAAGCACUGAGCAGUUUUUACUUUGAUUGAAUAUAUGAAUGUGGCCAAAGCUUUAUGCAGUUGAAACAAAAAGAAAAAAAAAAAUAAAACUGUGCCCCAGAUAAGUGUAUAUUUUAUUGUGGCACAAAAACGCUAUUGUGGAGACGUGGAUCCACUGACUUACAUUGGGAUACUUGAUUUAAUGGACAAUUACAAGAGAGAGAUAAAGACAAGGUUUUGCUGUAGAGGUCAUCUUUUGCCCACUGUGAAAACGAACGUGUACCUGUAUACAGAUAUAGAUAUAUUUAAAACAAGACAUCAACUUUUUUUUCUUUGUUGUUUUUCUUUUUUGUUUUGUUUUGUUUUUGAGAUGAAGAAGGAAUGAAAAGCUUUUUUUUUUUUUUCUAAAAACGGACUCUGGGAAGCUUUGGAGAUCUUGUUAGGAGGACACGAGAGGCUGUGGGCACACCAAAACUGGGCAUGGGAGCCGAAGGCAGGCUCGAAACAGCUUUAAAAACCACCUCCUUAUUUGAUUACUGACAACUCUGUAAUGGGAACGGACUCUGGAACCAAUGGACAUGUGUGACACACAGAGGAAAGUCCUUAGAUGAAACUGAACUUUAAGUGGCUCCAGCUGCCUCUUUCUCCUUUCUGUCUGUCCUUUCUUUCUCCAGCUCUGCCUCUGCUUCUGCUCUUUGAUGGACAUUUUCCAAAUUUCAGGACAGGAUGGACAGAGAUGCUUGCUUCAUUUCUUCCAGUUCAUGUUGCUACCCGUUUCAUUUCCUUGUGCUUGUCUCUGGUUGACAAGUAAAGCUCUCCAGUCAAAUGGCGGCUCACCCCUCUCUCUGUUGGUUACAUAAUCUAACUAGAGAAAUUAAUAACAUAGAGAGGGGAUGGGUUCUCGACGCUGUCAUUCUUAAGGAGGCAGUUACACUAAAAAAGCGUAUUAACCAAAAUUAACAACCAAACUAACAACCAAACAACCAUUUGCUCCAAACUUCAAAGAUGAACUGUUACUUGGAGCUCUCUGUUCCUUUUGUGACUUCUGGUGCCACAAUGUUUUUUUAAUGCUUUUAGUUUUUUCCUUUUUGUUUUCCUUGAAUUACUCCUCCUUCGAGCCUCAUAAGCAUGGCUCUGUGGCUCCAGGCAGCCCAUCUGAGGGUAGAAAAAAACAGCCUUGCAAUGUACAAAAAAGAGCAAGUUAAACCAAAAAUGUUGUUCUUGAUGUCUUUUCUAUACUGUAGUCUUGUUAGCUUUUUUGUUACUGUAAUUAUAUGAAGAUUUCCAAACUGUACCAAAUUACAUGGAAACUAACAUACAUACAACCACAUGGAACUUCAGACUUUUAAAGAAACUUUUGUCACAAAACCUUGUUGUCCUAGUUAAGUUGAUUGUAGAUGGUAAUUGAAUAUACUCCUUUGAAAAUAUUUCAUCAAGUAUGUUUCUUGCUCAUUGUGAUACAUUAAAAAAGUAUGAGCAUAACUGCA